GAUGGGUUCCACCGAUAGCCAAUCGCACUUCCAUGUUGCCACCGAAAAGCUGACAGGUUGCCUCGAUUUGCCUGUCGAACGUGCCAGAGACACAGCAUCCAGGCAUCCUUCUGCACCUAGAGGUUUUGGGCCUAGUCAACCUGCACCCUGUCUUACACCAGCUUACACCACACCAAUUCAGGCCGCCGAUGGGCUUUUUCCAGAUUAAAUUUGCACGAAACACAGCCUCGACGCCAUGAGGCAGCCAUAGGCUUCCUGCCAUUCAGAAAGGGCGCACCAGGCAGAUUUAGCAUUGAGAUGUAGAGACGUGACAUAUAUGGCCUUGAAAAGACUCGGGCCUGAGUGCAUAAGUGCCCUGAUUGCCGACGCUCCGCUCUGUACAUGUACGAUUCGAGAAUUGCGGGCAAUAACUUAAACACGAAGAGCUGUAGUGUGACGCUAAUACGCCGAGAUGCAUCUCAAAAGCUUCACGUCGUUUAAAUCGAUCAAAGAAAUUGUUCGAACCAAACGCGGCAACCAAAAAGCCAAGCGUGAACAGAAGAAGCUGAAGCGCAGCAAACCAAGGAAGAACAAAAGAAAUAAGGAGAAAAAGUUUGAGCCCAAAAACCAACAUGAGGCCCAACAUCAAUCGUUGGAUGAGGAUUCGGAGGGGCAAGUAUCAGAAGAAUACUUGGCUUGGAGCUUUACGAGCAUUGCUCCGCAGACCUUCGCACAGCCACUCCCGUGGCAAAGGCCAAGUCAUCUAGACGACGCGUUCUAUGCCGACUCAGCUGCAUCCUGUUAUCGAGGUUCGGGAAUACCGCCUUCAAGCCACGCAUCGCCAAACCCGACUCGGUCAUCUACUUUGAAUUCAAUCUUGAGCAGUAGUGGAACCUCUUUGAGCUCUGCCACAUCCAUAAUCAGAUUUCUCUUCCACCGUCGGCAUUCGGACACCGAAAUAUCUAGAUCAUCACCUCUUUCACGGCAGCCGGAAAAGCGGAACUCUGUACCAGGUCUAUCGCCUACCUUCCCCAGGCACAUCACGGAAGAAAGCCGCCAAGAGGUUGUGCCUCCUCGAUCCGAAGGGGUAAUAACAAGAUCCGUUGCCUCGAACCUAGAAGCGUCGAGGUCUGUUCGUGCUAUGGCGAAACCGCCUAUGGACAUGAAGGCGCUCUUCGCGAGUGCCGAAAGAUGGGAGCCAUCAUCGGCUGCCUUCCGAGAGACUUAUGAAUCGAAAGUGCGGCCGCAGUUGCUGGAUAUUCUUAAGCACAACGGCCCUGAUGACAACUACAGCCUCACGGUUGACCGUGACAUCGAAAGCAUGACUAGGUUUGUAGUGGUUACGACACCCGAGGAGCUUCCUAAAGAAGUCAGCGACAAGAUGCGGAGCCACGUCUCGUCGUGCUUUCCAGAUUCCCAAGAGCUCCGAGUCGAAGUCCAAUUCCUUCGGGGCCAUGUCAAAUAUGCUGCAGGCACAGUGGCUUCGAGACAGGAUGAACACGACGAGUCAAAGGGGCCUCGAAACUCUGGCAGGCACAAUGAGAGAAUGCUUGGGGACUCUGUCAGCUUUGAACAGAGCGACUGUGCCGCAACCCUGGGCCCAGCGAUCAAUCUCGGUGGAUACGAUGGCUGGAUUGUUAACUGGCACCUGUUCCAUGGCAUAUCAAAUUGGGAGAAUCUUGACAAUCCAUCCGAAGUCCCUCGUCACAGACUGUUCCACCCAGCAUAUAUAGACUGUCGCGAGAACGAGAGCCCUUUGCGGAUCGGAAAGUUGCAAGCCUACUCAGGAAGGAUGUACAGAACAACUCGUCCAUCGAGAUCUCUGGAGCAUUACGCGCCAGGUACGCCAGGAGAGGUAGUCACAGAUUGGGCUUUCUGCAAAGCCUACAGCGACGAAGCUCAGAAUUGUCUGCGCUAUGCGCCGCCGGGAAUCGAGGUCGAUGAUUUCUCGGACCCUAUUCAAGGAGUAUUUGAGCAACACCCCCGAUUGCAAAUCGUCCAGACAACUGGCCGAAGCAGUGGGCUCCGGUAUGCUAUGGUAUGCGAAACACCUGCCGACGUCCGCCAGUACCCAAAUAUGCCCACCAGGGAAUGGUAUUUGGAAAACAUCAAAGGUGCAUUGACGUCCGAAGAGUGGAAUUCCCAGGGGCCUGGUGUGUGUGGUGACUCUGGUGCGGCCAUAGUGCAGUUCAAGACAGGAAAACUUCUGGGGCAGAUAUGGGGUCGGGACGUGUACGACGAUGACCGGCAAAUUCCUAGGGUGACAUACUUCACACAUCACUGGGACAUUUUUGACGACAUCAGGGAGCGGUACCCAUCCAUGGAAGGCCCGCGUCUCGUACUCAGGCCAAACUGCCACUCCUUGAGUAACGCGAAUUCAGGAGACGACGCCCACGGCCCUUCGAGACUUGAAGCCGACGAGAAUACUCUGUAUCCAUCGCGACCUCGGAGCCGGGCAUGUUCGUCCAUGGGCGGUGCUGAUGGCGUAACGGAAUCCCUCUCCCAGUCCACCCUGGCACAGAGUAUGGCUAACUCAGUAGUUCCGGGGGAAGGAAAGGCAAAAGACACUCUUCUCGAAAACACUUUGGGAGGCGGACUGGAAUGUCGACGAGACUCUCAAUCUCGCAGCGCGGCUAGAAUCUCGGCUGAUGACGGUGUAUUGAUGAUGCGACGCAGCUCAGCCAUGCUGACCGUUUAAUUUCUGGGGUGUGCAGCUUUCCAUCCGCAGGGUAGAUCACAAGGGGGGUUUUUUUUUUUUUUAUGGAGA
This is a messenger RNA of Colletotrichum godetiae, 2746 nucleotides long. RefSeq lists its product as uncharacterized. The record is from RefSeq and is a predicted model, not a curated record. NCBI's taxonomy places the organism in Eukaryota, Fungi, Ascomycota, Sordariomycetes, Glomerellales, Glomerellaceae. The transcript has 2 exons. The coding region runs from base 452 to 2677 and encodes 741 amino acids.